AUGGAGGCUGCGGGGCUUCCCCAAGCGAAGAGGUGCUACUGGGAGGCCCUGGAGAAGCUCUCCCCUCGCCUCUGUUUUCUCUGCUCCCUGGUGACCUAUGCACUGGUGGGCGCUGCGGUCUUCUCGGCCAUCGAGGGCAGCCAGGACCUGCGGGCAGAAGACCCGGAGUUUGAGGAGUUCUUGGAGAAGCUCUGUGGCAUCCUGAAAUGUAACAGCACAGUUGAGGAAGGCCGGAAGCGGGACCUCGAGAAGCUGCUGCAGAAGGUGAAGCCCCAGUGGUUUUCCACGUCUGCAGACUGGUCCUUCCUCAGCUCACUCUUUUUCUGCUGCACGGUCAUCAGCACAGUGGGUUACAGCCAUGUCUACCCCGUCACCAGGCUCGGCAAGUACCUGUGCAUGCUCUACGCUCUCUUUGGCAUCCCGCUGAUGUUCCUGGUCCUCACGGACAUAGGCGACAUCCUGGCCACCAUCUUAUCCACGUCCUAUAAUCAAUUCCGAAGACUCUCCUUCCUCCCAGCUCCCCUUCCCAAGUGGUGCUCCGGACGCUCCUGCAAAAGCCGACCGGACUCCCGUCCCGCAGAUGAAGUCCUCCCGCACGUGGUCAUCCAUGACCCAGAGCUCCUGGCCCCCAAACCUGCCCCCGUGGCCCCAAGCAGCAACAUGGAGCUGUUCCAGAGACUUCUGGCACGGGAGAAAGACAGCACCCUCCAGGUGCCCCCUCUGGCCAUGGAGAGGAGCACAUCGUGUCCCGAGCUGGGGUCCGGAAGGCUCUCGAGCUCCAUCAUCAGCAACCUGGAUGAGGUGGGGCGGCAGGUGGAGAGGCUGGACGUCCCCCUCCCCGUCAUCGCCCUCGUGGUCUUCGCCUACAUUUCCUGCGCGGCCGCCGUCCUUCCCAUCUGGGAGAAGCAGCUGAACUUCGAAAACGCCUUCUACUUCUGCUUCAUCACGCUGACCACCAUUGGGUUCGGGGACAUCAUGCUGGAACACCCUCACUUCUUCUUGUUCUUCUCCAUUUACAUCAUCAUUGGUAUGGAGAUUGUGUGCAUUGCUUUCAAGCUGGUGCAGAACAGGCUGGUUCACCUCUAUAAAACUCUCUUACUCUUCUUUGCAAACAGGAGGCUUUCCAGCCCUGUCAAAAAGUGAAGACUCCAUUGACUUGGGUUUUCCCAUCUUGUUGACUCUCAGGUGACUCCGCCGGCCAAGCUGGUUGUCUCGUCCUGUGUUUGGGGGCACUCUAGUUAGACCUGGUGUCGCCUGAGACCUUGGAGUCACAUUCCGACAUGACAUCUGAUUACAGUCUUGAGGCCCUGCAGAAAAGUGGUCAAUGCCCUUCCUAUCAGGACAUUAGGAAAAAAAACUGUCACCAUCCUCUAAAGUCCAAUUAAUUGCCAUCUCCAUUUUUCAAAAGCUCCCCAGAUGUGGGUCGAACCACCUCACAGAUGUCACUGGUUUUCUUGUAACAGGAGGAA
Molecule: messenger RNA, 1469 nt
Organism: Cervus elaphus (red deer)
Lineage: Eukaryota; Metazoa; Chordata; Mammalia; Artiodactyla; Cervidae
Gene: KCNK18
Product: potassium two pore domain channel subfamily K member 18
Exons: 3
Coding region: 1-1143 (380 amino acids)
Biological process (GO): potassium ion transmembrane transport; stabilization of membrane potential
Cellular component (GO): membrane
Molecular function (GO): potassium ion leak channel activity
Source: RefSeq, a predicted model, not a curated record